Molecule: messenger RNA, 3835 nt
Organism: Anopheles funestus (African malaria mosquito)
Lineage: Eukaryota; Metazoa; Arthropoda; Insecta; Diptera; Culicidae
Gene: IFT57
Product: intraflagellar transport protein 57 homolog
Exons: 4
Coding region: 1103-2326 (407 amino acids)
Biological process (GO): intraciliary transport; non-motile cilium assembly
Cellular component (GO): cilium; centrosome; Golgi apparatus
Source: RefSeq, a predicted model, not a curated record
GACAUAUAUUAAUUAUCCGCACCUCAUGUUAAUUUAAAGCACACACUAUAAUUUGCAGCCUAUUUAUGAAGUUCAUUUUCAUAUGGUAAAAAAGGAAUAACACUCCCAUUAAAACAUCUCAUUUAUACGGUCCACAUGCGUCCCUGCAGCUUGGUGUGUACUGUUUUCUACCAACUAUAAAUUAUUACCACUUUGCCUUCGCUCGGGCCACUCUCGCAUGGUCACGCUUUUCGGAUAGAAUGCGUACAUAAUAAUCACUAUUUCUACACAAACAGCAUAUUGCUGCUUCUGUUACUUCUUUGCGUGGCAUUUUUCUUAAGCAGAUGAAAUGCAAAUAUCCGGGGAAAGUAAUUGAGUAAUAAAAAUCGUUAAAAAUGAGGUGAAAACUUGUACUUUCGGUGCACGAUCUGCAUGCUGGUUCCACGUUUAUUGCUACGCCAGAGGACAUCAGGUAGAGGCCAAUUAGUUGAAACAAUAGUUUCGUUCAUUUUCCUUUUGCGAUGAUGCGAUAAAAUCUUUUGAACGUAUGCUGAUCAGCUGGUAGCGUGUAGCGAUCGUGUGCAUCGAAACUACAACGCUACAUUCUUGAUAACAUGCUGCAUGUUAAGUAUAGGAAAACAACGGAAGUACCCCUGAAGCUCGUGUAUCUGGUGCGCAUGAGUGCGUUUGCACGUGAAUGUUUUUAACAGGGUGUUUCGGUGUGCUGUAUUGAACUAUUAUUAAAAUAAAGAUGCAAACCAAAAAGAAACUAUUAUAUUUAACAAGUGCAAAAUUAUUAAAACGCUUUGCAAGGAUAUUAUUUCAAACUUCUUAUGAGCGGCAAAACGCACAAACUGCACAUUGGAUCACCCUGUUCAACUGUUGCAUUAAGCCUAGAAAACGGAAGUCCUUAGCAACUGUGCAACUGUUUGUGUGUUUAUUUUCCCAUAGCAACCAAAACAAACACCAUAAAUAAAGUGUUUAUUAGAGCCAUGUGUUAGUUUUUCAAUAUAAGAAAAUUAUUUCUUACUGUUUACGUUGUAGCUUUAACAUUCUAAGUCUUUAGACUGGUUACGUUGUGGCUUUUAGACUUCUCUGCUCUUAGAGAAAAAGUUCGGGUAAAAUGUUUCGUAACGAGUACAAUCUUGCAAUGGAGCGAGACUCGGGAAGCGUUUCGUCUGUGUCCUCCUUCCAGGUGGACGAUCUAAUGGAGAAACUGAAGCUGCUGAACUACGAGCGACUUUUGCUGAAGGAGAUGAAAAUGAAGCAGAUUAAUCGCUACUACUUUCUGCGCUCGUUCAAUCCUGGUGAACAAUUUUUCAUGUUCACCUCCAUAUGUGCCUGGCUGAUACGCAAGAUUGGUAAAACAUUCGACCAACCGCAAGAGUUCGAUGAUCCAAACAUUGUUAUAUCGCGCAUCAUAAAAGUUUUGCAGGAAAUGGAUGUUCCUACCGACUUCCAAACGAAUCGACUCAUUCAAGGUGCUGGUCCCAUCUGUGUCUACAUCAUGGAUUGCCUGGCUACGCAAGCACUCAAGCUAACGAAGUUCCAGAUGAAACGUCCGGAAUGUCGCAAAGAGGACGAUCCAAUGGUCGACCUGAUAGAAAACGAUUCUGAAAUUAUUCUCGAAAAGGUAGAAGAGGAACAAAUGGCAGGUGGCAGUGACGACAGCGAUGACGAACGAAAUGGUCUGUUUGACCUUAGCUUUUCCGAUCCGGCCCGGUCAGCUGUCAACACGCGUAAAGAAAUGCGGGAAUACAAGGUCGACUCACUUUCAGACAGCGAAGCAUGGCGGCUGGAGCUGGAACGCGUGCUACCACAGCUAAAGGUCGUAGUAAAGACAGACCCUCGGGACUGGCGUGCACAUCUUGAACAGAUGAGAAGUUUGCGAAGUAAUAUCGAUACGGCCACCGAGGAAACGGACAGUCAGCUCGCCAAGCUUCAAUCAGACAUUAGCUAUGUGAUGGAAAAAAUCGAAAGCCGCGAGAAGCAUCUCAACAACGACCUGAAGGACUUGAUUGCGCAGUACAAACAGAUCCUGAUCGAGCAUAACCAGGCGACGGGACAGAUACGGCAGGGCGAACAGGAGAAAACGGAACAUGAGCAUGAACUAUCGAAGAUCACUAACGAGCUGGAAAAUGUUAAAAUCCAGAUGGAGCAGCGUGGCAACUCAAUGACUGAUGGCAGUCCACUGAUCAACAUCAAGAAGGCUAUCUUUCGCAUCAAGGAGGAACUGUGCGAAAUGGACAUCAAGAUCGGUGUGAUGGAACAUUCGCUCAAUUCGGAAAUUGUCCGACAGGGUUCGCAGUAUGCGGAACUAGACUCGCUCGUAAUGGCUGCUCAUUAGAAUUAGUGACGGAUCAUGCCCCUUGGAGACCCUAUCUCCCCAAAACUGCUGACCAGGAGAGGUGGGGGUAAUUUGCUUUAGCUAUGAGGCACACUUCUUUCAGUCUUACACGAAAUAAACUACAUUCUGCAUGGCAUCCUAAUGUUAUAAAUUCACGACUGCCAGAAACUGGCUCUUUUAUCAAUUGAUUCUAGUAAAAAUCUUACUUUCGAUAUUUCUGAUUGAAUGUUGUUAACUUACCCGGGUAAAUGAUAGUAUAUAGGCAGAACACUUUUACACAGUGGCAUUUUUCUUUCACUUACACACUUCAAUGCGCCUUGGCACAUAUAAAACACCACACUACGGCCUACGGCGAGGCGAUUCAUGCACAAAUAACACAAAAUUCGUUUGCAAAAUACACUACACAACAAAUGCGUCGCAAUUGCAAGCUUAGUACACACACUGAGACUUUUGCACAGAUGAUACAAAAAGUUAAAAUUCGACGCCAAGCUGAUCAAUGUUCGGUGUGUUGCUCUACAAAGGAGCAUCCUUUUUUCUCAACGGGCAAUAAAUUAUUUUCGAUGAAACGAUAUGUUUAACGUUUCAUCACAACCUUCUCUUCGCUUAUUUACGCACCCGAGCGAUUUGUAGCACGAUCGAUAAUAAGCCCGAACGUAAAAUCACACAAAAGCACGCUAACAUCACGAGUGCCUCUCAGCAUAACCUUUGCUUAAUUGCAUCUCCCCAGAUCGCUUUUAAACUUGAUGUAAACAUUCGUAUAAGAAAAAGAGAAAACCCAAACACUCCGUUGAUCUACCUAGCGUCCGAGGGUGCUGAUGCAGACAUGCAGAUGCGAACUCGAAACCCCUAAUCAGGUUGUUUGUAUUACAUUGGGACAGUCACACGGAGUUUUUUUUAUCAACAAUGAGAGAGGAAAAAACAUGAUACGAGGUUAACUAUAACAAACACGGUCGUGAUCUCGUUAGCAGAUUAAAUCGUGCAGGCUUGUUUAAUGUUGUAAUUUUCUGCAACAACAAAAAACAUGCUUAUCCGUCCGGCAGCAACGAUUAUCACUGUCCCGAAUGCCGAAAAUGCAGGCCUUUUGUUUGUUUAACGGAGUAUUUUAUGGCGCAUAAUUAUUACCAAAGCUGAUCGCAACUAAAUACAAGAUCGUUUCAGAUGAAAUCCAGAUUAAACCAUACAUGAUCUCAUUUUAUCGUUAAAUUUUCUUUUUACUUUGUCUAUUAAUUUCUUGCUCAUUAUCUUUACAUACUCCCACGGUUUCUUCUGCCUCUUCUAUAUCACAUCCGACAAAACAGGUAGCGCUGUUUUAAUCGCUACGAACAGUUGCAACAGUGCUUACAGUAAUUAUUAACCGAUAGUAGCAAACACUAGCAGUGUGACAAACCUUGAAACUAACCAAACAAUAAUCAAUUUAUCGACACAGUUCGUUUACAAAGCGUUCAAUUUCUGCAAGCGAUCAGCUUCAACACGGUACAAUUUUAUAAUGUGAUUUUUCGUUUUUCAUUU